AUGAUGUUUCAUUUAGUAUUGCAUACCCCUCAACAAUUUGGAUCCGAAGCCACUGGCACUGAGGAUGCCCAUUUUUGGGAGGCCAGCGAGUUGGAUCCGAGGUUUGGCGAGGGAGGAUUUGAUAUUCCAGCUCAAGCUCAAGAGCCUGCUCCACGUGUUGAGCUUGAUCUCACUAAUUCACCCGGACCCAUUGCAGCUCCGCUCCCCCAAUCUGGAACGGUCCUUGCCGCCAGCGACGAAUCGAAACCGUCGAAAGCCAAGUUAUCCUUUAAAGCUUAUAUACCAAUUCCCCUUACUGAUACUGAACGACGAAACGGUUUGGCUCAAACCUAUGUCGACUACGAGACUGAAGACCCCAUUGACAUCGUAGUCCAACUUCAUGGCGUGUCAUUGACUGAAAUCAAGAAUUCCCUUUUCGAUAUGUGCAACACCAACAAGAAUGGUACCGGACGAAUACUCAAGCAAGCUGAAAACGAUAAUCAGGUCAAUUUCAAAGCUUACAUCAUUCAAGGGGGCGUGUUUGGUAAAACUUUGACUCCAGCAAUCAAAACGGACUCAGUUUUUAUUGCCUUCAAGAAUAUGGCAAAAACGAAGAAAGGCAAAGAGAUGGGUUUUCGCAUCAUGAUGGAAAACCCAAAGAAAAUGGCUCGCAAUAACUCAAAGCAACUUCAAGUCGAUCAAGCAUUGGCCCAUGCUGAUCCGGACGCAAUUGAUCGUGCUCGACACGAUCAAUUGGAGAUGGCAGGAGUGUAUGGGAAUGAUUAA
Melampsora larici-populina 98AG31 is the source of this 765-nucleotide messenger RNA. RefSeq lists its product as uncharacterized. The record is from RefSeq and is a predicted model, not a curated record. The coding region runs from base 1 to 765 and encodes 254 amino acids. Lineage: Eukaryota; Fungi; Basidiomycota; Pucciniomycetes; Pucciniales; Melampsoraceae. The transcript is spliced from 4 exons.